CAUGAAUAAACUGAUGUGUUACGUUUGCGUUAGAACCGGUUUAUAUAAAUAUAUGCCGUACGUACGUUCUCAUUUUUGUCUGAUCUGCGAUACGCUUCAAAUUAUCGUGAGUGCGAGGAAAAAGUGUACUUGAAAAGAGGGAAUAACCGGGUCCGACCGAGUUUAGUGACGGAAUAUUUUACGUCUAAUUUCAUUCCGAGUGCAGGACAAACGUAUUAAAAAAAGUGUUAGAAAACUGGAGAGAAAUUUGUCUUCUUGUUGGCUAACUUUUUUUAGGAGGAAGACGUUUUUCAAGCACAAUGAAGACAUCAAUUGUCGAUAGUUUGAUAAGUGACUUGCCAAAAGGACCAUUAGAUGCUUAUAGAAAACGUGCAACAUUUGACUGGAAAUCAUUCAAAUUGGCUUUAAAUGGAGAAGAUUAUCUACGAUACGAGGAUGACUUAUGGAAGCUAGUGAAAACUAAUCCAGCAUUUCAAAGGUUGCCAGGGUCAGCAACAUUAGAUGAGAUUCAAAGACACUGUAAUGCUGGAGUGAGAGCAAUUAAUGAGGCUGAGAUUUUUCCAUGGAAUAAUCAAAAUGAGCUAUAUGUCUUAUGCCAAUAUGAUCCAUCUGUAAUUAUAAAACUAGGGGUCUCAAGAGGUAUGGUUCCGAAUAGUAUACUUGCACUGGGUACUGAUCAACAUUAUCAUUUGAUAGAAAAAUUUGAAGAUGGAAGUUAUAUUGGCUGUUUUGCCUUGACUGAAAUUUCCCAUGGUACCAAUGCAAAAGGCAUAAGGACUACAGCAACAUAUGAUGUAGCAACAAAAAGUUUCAUUUUUCACACACCAGAUUUUGAAGCUGCAAAAUGUUGGGUUGGUGGCUUAGGGAAAACUGCGACACAUGCUGUUUUAUUUGCACGGUUAAUUACACCGGAUGGGGUAAAUCAUGGUCUGCAUCCUUUCAUCGUACAGAUUCGCGAUUUAGAGACUCAUCUGCCCAUGCCAGGUGUUACUGUUGGUAACAUGGGUGAAAAGAUAGGACUAAAUGGAAUAGACAACGGAUUUGUAAUGUUUAACAAAUAUUUUGUACUACGUAAUUGUUUGUUAAAUCGUACAGCGGAUGUUACUGAAGAUGGAAAAUAUUUGACCACUGUAAAAAGCGAGAGCAAAAGAUUCGGUUCAUCGUUAGGUGCAUUAUCAGGAGGUCGUAUCGCUAUUACUAACAUAUGCGCAGAAUAUAUGAGUCUCGCAAUAGUGAUCGCAUUACGUUACUGUGCUGUGAGAAGACAAUUUGGCCCAACAGAGGACAAUGAAUUGCCAGUUAUAGAAUAUCAAACGCAACAAUGGAGAUUAUUGCCUCACUUAGCUGCGACAUACGCAAUAAAACUGUUUUCCAAAGAUUUCUUUAUAAAGCUAAUAGAAUUUAACUUAAGUCGCUUUACGGAUGAAAACAUUGAUCCAGACUUGAUUGCAAAUAUGGGAAUGGAGAUACAUGCAUUGUCUUCCGCAACUAAACCAUUUUGCUCAUGGACAGCUCGCGAUGCAAUUCAGGAUUGCAGAGAGUCUUGCGGUGGCCAUGGAUAUUUGAAAAUGUCGCGCUUGGGUGAAAUAAGAGCAAAUAACGAUGCGAACUGCACAUACGAAGGUGAAAACAAUAUACUCGUACAACAAGCAAGUAACUGGCUCUUAAACCAAUGGGAUAAUGCAAUUAAAGGACGUCUUGUACCAUCUCCAUUUGGUUUCAUAGACUUUCUUCCUGUUGCGGAACAGAUAUUCAGUAUCAAAUUUGACAGAAAGACAAUAGAUGACACAGUAGAGCCUAAAUAUUUGCUUCUAAUUUCUAAAUGGUUGGUGUGUUAUUAUUUGAAGAAGACGUACCAACAUGUGAAGCAACUUAAAUCGAGCGGAAUGUCUGAUUUUGAUGUAAAAAAUAAUUCCCAAACAUUCCUAGCGCGGACCUUAUCUCUCGUGUAUGCGGAGCACGCUGUAUUAUCAUAUUUCUGCAAAAAUUUGCAAGAUCCAAAAUGGAGCUUGAACGAACGACAAGUGUUGACUGAUUUGUGUUCUCUGUUCGGAGCUGUACUUUUGGAGAAGAGACUGGGAGAUUUGUAUGCUGGCGGUUUCGCAUCUCCUGAUUCUAAUAUCGACAACCUUUUACGAGAAGGAAUUAUAAAACUCUGUAAGAAAUUAGUUGACAAUGCAGUUGCGCUGGUCGAUGUCUUGGCACCGCCUGAUUUUGUACUUAACUCACCUCUGGGAAUGUCUGAUGGAGAGGUAUAUAAACAUAUGAAGGAAUGGAUAUAUAGCGAGAAAGAGAACCUGCAGCGUCCGUCGUGGUGGACUGAAAUUGUGAAGUCUAAAUUAUAAUAUGAUUGAUGCUGUUCAAUUCUGAGAGUAACAUGCCUUGUAACUGCUAUUUCUAAUCCAAGAGAUGAAGAUGAUUUAAAAUACGCAGAAGUUUACGAUAAAUGCAAUAUCAAUAUUAUAUUGAAUUAUAUUGAAACGUUAUAUUGAAAUCAAAUUUUUCUAUUUUUAUCAUUACAACAUUAUUGUUGUGUUUGAUAAUUUUUAUAUUUAUAUACAUUGCACUAACAAUUGAAAAGGUUUAUGUGAUACGUUUUAUCGUAGAUGACAUAAUUUCUGUUUAGGGAAGUGUCAGCUUUAAUAACUUCAAUAUAUGUUGGAUAACCUUUUGAAAGUUAUUCGAUAUAAAAUGACCAACUUUAAUAACAUAUCAAGGUCAUUGGAGCUGAUUCCUCUAAAUAAUUACUGUAUAUUUAUAUAUUGUUAAUAUACCAAACGGAGAUUUAAUAUCCAUUAAAACAUUCAGAUGUCUUGUUAACAAAUAUAUU
This is a messenger RNA of Harpegnathos saltator (Jerdon's jumping ant), 2830 nucleotides long. RefSeq names its product Acyl-CoA oxidase 3. Bases 300 to 2345 code for a protein of 681 amino acids. Gene Ontology annotation, cellular component: peroxisome. The transcript has 12 exons. Gene Ontology annotation, molecular function: pristanoyl-CoA oxidase activity; fatty acid binding; FAD binding. The record is from RefSeq and is a predicted model, not a curated record. Gene Ontology annotation, biological process: lipid homeostasis; fatty acid beta-oxidation using acyl-CoA oxidase. NCBI's taxonomy places the organism in Eukaryota, Metazoa, Arthropoda, Insecta, Hymenoptera, Formicidae.